Chara braunii is the source of this 1785-nucleotide messenger RNA. NCBI's taxonomy places the organism in Eukaryota, Viridiplantae, Streptophyta, Charophyceae, Charales, Characeae. The record is from the annotation of a GenBank genome assembly.
CUUUCUGCUUCCCCCCCCCCCCUCCCCCUGGCUCUCCUCCUUUUCUUUCCUUUCUGUGCUUGUUUCAGGUGGACUCCAGAGUUCAGAGGCCACGAUGGCGUCUGUUGAGUGCCAGAGCAGUAACCUAAAGGGGGUCCUCAAGAUGAUUGCUAAUGCUUCGAAGUUGGAUCCUGACUCCACGGAAGAAUUCAUAGACGCAUUCUGCGCCGUACAGAAUCGCUCAGAUGAUGCCGUUGCAGGGACAGAUGCCAUGUUCUUGCUGUUUUCCGCCUACCUGGUUUUCUUGAUGCAGGCAGGAUUCGCCGCCCUAUGUGGUGGCAGUGUUCAGCGCGCGAGCGCUCUGAACAUCAUGCUUUACAACGUCAUGGACGCUGCUGUCGGCGCCAUCGCCUAUUAUCUUUUUGGGUACGCAUUUGCUUAUGGAGGCCCACCCCAUAAUGGCUUUAUUGGCACCCGCAAUUUUGCCAUGCAUAAUUUCCACCACCCUACAUUUGAAAACGGCAAUCCCGUGAACCCAACGAGCCGUUGGUUGCACCAAUGGGCAUUUGCUGGGGUCGCAGCGGGGAUCGCCAGCGGUUCCAUCGCCGAGAGAACGCAGGUUACGGGAUAUCUGGUUUACGUCAGUUUCCUGUCUGCAUUCGUCUACCCAAUUAUUUCACACUGGGUGUGGGCGCCAAGCGGCUGGAUCAGUCCAUUCAAGAAGAACCCGUUUCUGGGCGUAGGUAUGGUGGAUUUUGCAGGCAGCGGUGUCGUUCACAUGACAGGUGGGAUCGCUGGGUUUUGGGGUGCAAGGAUAGAGGGUGCACGCCUCGCCGUGCAACGCAAGUGGGCGCUCAGAAGGCUGGGUCAAAGAGCGCCGCCAGUGGCACAGGAGUCAAGAAACGACACUUUGAUUGUGCUGGGAACUUGCUUGCUGUGGUUUACCUGGUACGGAUUCAAUCCUGGCUCGCUGACCUCCAUUGUUCCCGUCGCCGGCGUUGCAAAGGACGUUGUCGUCGCGAGAACCUCCGUGACAACCACUCUAAGUGCUGGCACUGCCGCCUUGACCACACUGCUUGCUAAGAGGGGGCUCCUUGCCCUGAGGGGGAAGAUGGGGUGGAGCGUGUCUGACACGUGCAACGGUCUUCUUGGCGGACUUGCAGCUGUAACUGCAGGGUGCUCAGUAAUCGAGCCGUGGGCAGCUAUCCUCCUUGGCUUCCUCGCUGCAUGGGUUUUGAUUGGCAUGAAUCUGCUGAUGGAUUGGAUCGAAUACGACGAUCCAUUGGAGGCAUUCCAACUGCAUGCAGGCUGCGGUUUGCUGGGAGUCCUGUUUGUUGGAUUGCUUGCCAAGAAGGAGUAUCUCAUGCAAGUGUACUCUCAUUGGGAGGGAGAGUACUCUGGAUUGUUCUACGGAGGAGGUGGAAGGCUGCUUGCGGCUCAGCUAAUCGGUGCCAUCUGCAUUACAGCUUGGACGUCGGUCACGAUGGGGGUUGUCUUUAAGGUCCUCCACCUUUCCGUAUUGCUGCGUAUCUCCGAGGAGGAUGAGCAGGCAGGGUACGACUAUGCGAUGCGCGGCGAGCCGGCUAUAGCAUGCCCAGCUGAGCCGGCUAUAGGAUGCGCUGCCGGGCCGGCUCUAGGAUGCGCUGCCGCGCCGGCUCUAGGAUGCGGAGCCAGGCCGGCUAUAAGAUGUGUUUGCGGGCCUGCCGUGCACGGCGAGGCCAAUAUAGCACCCCCUCCUUUGCAAAAUAGGCUGACAGCUCUCCCUUGAAUCGCCCAAGCGCACCCAUGUAAAACCACUUAAGAUAG